CACGAUUGGAGGUUGAGCCCCAUGCGGAGCAUAUGUUUUUGUGCCCUGUCACAUCGCCGCCGCCGCCGCCACCUUUCCGCAUUCAAACAGGCUGCAGUGAUUGUUUUAUAUCGCAGCGUCCUAGUCGACAAAAGCUUGCAGCAAACUUUUAAUGAAAGCGUUUGGCUAGAGCAGGAUUGUUUUAGUUUCAAAACAUCAUUCGACCGACGCGGUUUCGUUGGAGUUUUUAUGAUUGGCAUGAAGUGGCUGUUGUUUAUUUUCUCGAAUGCGCUACCGAGACCUAGUCUGUGGAUUUAGAUAAUGCUUCGGUGAAUGUUUGAAUCGCAUGUGAAGCGAUGGAAGGUCACUCAAACUGCAUGUUUUUGUUGUGAUAGAUGCUUCAGAAUUGUGCACGGAUAUAUCCUGUUGAAUGUUCCGGCUCGAGUUUUUUUGCGAUGCAUGAGCAGGUUAUGUGAGAUGUGCAGUGAAUAGUGCAAAAAAGUGACGGAAAACAACGUGAUGAUGUGAUGCGAAUGACGAUGUCAGGAUUCGGAAAAGACACGUGCGGAUCCGGAUAACAGAAUGGUUCGCAGACAGCAAAGUUUAAUUUCGCUUUUUUCGGAGGGAAGAGAAACAUGAAAAGGGAUUAAGUCAUCCGUUAAGUGAGAACAAAUACUGGAUAUGCGAAAAAAGUUUACCGAAAAUUGGAUAAAUUGUUCAACGUAAUUUAAAAGUUUCGUGGCACUUACACAUGUAGGAGACUGAGCGUUACUGAAAUGCGAUUGGCGCAAAAUAACACACGAUAUGUAAAUGAAUGAAAAGUGAAAAGUACGAUCAAUUGUUCAUUUAAAGCUGUUAAAAGUUAUAUCGACAAUGCUCUUGUAUGUCUGAAACAAGCCAAGAAAUUUUCUAAUUUGAGCUACAGUGGUAUUAUAUUGUGGAAUUUCCAGGACGUUAGAUUGGUGAAACAUGCAGACUCCAUACAGUAGUUGUAGCAUGUUGAAGUGAACGAGUGCAAUUAGAAAUCUGUUCUUCAUGAAGCAACAACAAGGUCGGUAGAUAAUGGUAGCAUCUGCUUCAAUGUCUCAUUCAACACAUCAACUUCUAGCCUCACGUCCGCAUAGUCCCGUGAUGAAAAUAUAGUUCCCAGUGCAACGAAGUGAGUGGGAUUCAGGUUUUGGUUUCAGUAGAAAGCCGGAGAAAUACCGAAACCUCCUACAGUAUGGCCACCUUCAAUCCAGCUUACGUUCCCGACAGCCCGCAGGAUUUCAGUACCGAACAGUAUGAAAACCAUUUCCACCGGAAGAGACGAAACUCACCAGAAACAGGGUCUACGGACCACUGCACUUCAAUGGCUCGGGUGGGAACUAAUCCGGAGAAACACAUAAAACGUAAUCAACGGGACAAAUGGGGCAAGGAUAUUGAAUUCCUGCUUUCCUGCAUUGCCCUGUCGGUGGGACUGGGUAAUGUUUGGCGCUUCCCAUUUACGGCGCUGGAAAAUGGCGGUGGAGCAUUCGUGAUCCCCUAUCUGAUUGUGCUGCUGCUGGUAGGACGACCGAUCUAUUAUCUGGAAAUGUUAAUCGGACAAUUCUCCAGCCGGGGUUGUAUCGAGGUGUACGACGCAGCACCGGCCAUGCGUGGUAUCGGUUAUGGUCAGACCUAUUCCACGUUUAUCGUGAUGACCUAUUAUGCAUCGUUGAUGGGGCUUACGACGCGGUAUCUGAUUGCCUCGUUCGGAAAUCCACUACCCUGGAGUAAGUGCAAACCAGAUUGGAAUGCGACCUGUGUGGAUUCGAGGAUGGCGGUUAGUUUUGCGGAGAACAUUACUGCGACCAAAGUGUCCUCAGCGGAACUGUUUUUUGUAAAUGACGUCCUCAAAGAAGUAACUUCCAUCGACAACGGUAUUGGAAGCCCCGACUGGAAACUUGUACUGUGUCUUCUAUUUCCCUGGAUCUGCAUCUGUUUGACGCUGAUGCGAGGCAUCAAAAGCUCGGGAAAGGCCGCCUACUUUCUGGCAAUUUUUCCGUAUGUAGUGAUGAUCUUAUUAUUAAUUCGAGCAUGUACUCUGGAAGGGGCCGGUACCGGAAUGCUGUACUUUAUCAAACCACAGUGGGACCGAAUCUUCGAGGCCAAGGUUUGGUACUCGGCCGUCACACAGAUGUUCUUCUCGCUGACCGUAUGCUUCGGAAACGUCAUCAUGUACUCGUCGUAUAAUCGGUUCUCCAAUAAUGUAUACAGAGAUGUUACGGUCGUUACUAUUCUGGACACUGCUACUUCAAUGCUAUCCGGACUGAUAGUUUUCGGUGUCAUUGGACAUUUAGCUCAUGUGAUGGGCGUCGACGACAUUCGCAGCGUAGUGCGUGGUGGUGCCGGUCUAGCCUUCAUAACAUAUCCCGAUGCUAUCGCCAAGUUUAGAUUUUGGCCGCAGUUCUUUGCGGUAGCCUUCUUCCUGAUGCUGUUUGUUUUGGGGAUUGGCAGUAAUGUAGGAAUGGCAACCACCAUCAUGGCCGUGAUUAGGGAUCGGUUUCCUCAGUUGAAACCUUCGCUAGUGGCGUUUGUGAUAGCGAUCGCUGGAUUCGGAAUUGGCACAAUCUACACAACUCCCGGGGGACAAUUUCUGCUGGAUUUUCUGGAUUUCUAUGGGGCAUCAUUCGUUGCCUUGGUGCUGGCCGUAUUCGAGAUUAUCACCUUUUCCUGGAUUUAUGGAGUUGCUCGAAUUUGCAGGGAUAUUGAGUUCAUGCUGGGAAUUAAAACCGGGCUGUAUUGGAGGAUAUGUUGGGCGUUUAUUACUCCUGUCAUGCUGGCCGCUAUUCUGAUUUACCACAUGGCGACCUACACUGCUUUCACCUUCCAUGGAUACGUUUUUACGGACGGGAUGUACGCAUUCGGAUGGUGCGUUUUCGCUGCUGGUGUGCUUCAGCUUCCGGCUUGGGCAGUUUACACUUUGAUGAAGCGGAAAGAGCCGCGAUGGCGGGACCAGCUAACAAACUGCUUCAAACCAACCUCCGAUUGGGGUCCAGAGGAUCCCGAAUUGAACAUCAAAUAUCACGAAAUGGAGCACAAAUAUCAACAGACACUGCCCGUUCAACGAAGCAUUUUUAGAAAAGCAAUCGACAAUGUCUUCCAUUGAUGGAUACAUGAAUUUCCAUGGAAACUAAUAAGUACAAUUUAAAAUAGGUAUUAGCGGAACAUAUCGUGUUUAAGUAUUUUUGUAUUUAAGAAAAAAAAAAUGAAAGUAAAAUCAAUUGAAAUGAACGUCGAUCAAAUCACAUUGUUGUGUGUCAUCUCAGGGAUACUUUAACUGAUACAAAACUUAAAGUUGAAGCUAAAGCUACGAAUUCCAGAAGUUUUUGGAACAAACUAAACUAGUAAUCGAAAGGAAAAGGUUGAAGUCCAUUGGAGGGAUCAUUUGGUUUAUUGCAUCCAUGUGAAAAGUUAUAAUUUUAAAUAUUAUAUAACCGAAUCCUAGAAUGCCCGGAACCAAUCUUUAAAUAUCCGCAUGUGUCCGACAUCCAAUACAUUAUUCGUUGUGUCGAGUAUUCUGGAUAAACAUGGUCUUGAGAACCAGGUUCACGAGUCCCCGGAAUCGAUUUACAAGUGUCUUCAUGAGUUCGUAUUCGAGUUCGUAUUUUCUCGUACUUCAGCACAUUUCUCAAAUAUCAUAGAUUGUUGAUAUACCGCAUGGCAGGAAUACUGAGAAACAGGGCUAUAGAGAGAAAUUACCGGUCCGAGGAGUCUAGCAUAGAGGCCCCUCCAUCAUUGUAGAUUUUUCGACAUAGAAACGGUUAAGCUCGAAAUCUAUUGGAAAAAAAUAGUUCUCUACUAAUGUGUAUCGUGCAUAGAAACUUUUGUGGAGAACUAUAGCAGAAUGCAUUUAGUGGUGUUAAUUUAAAUAGUUUUGUUCAUUUCCAAGGAUGCUAAGGUCAUUUUUUUCCUCGUUUAUUCUCUGUCGGUCUCUGUCCGCACUGAGUGCCUAUAACCGACACCAGAGAGGUGAUUCCACAACUAGAUAUCAGUCCAUGAGCACAUGGACCAGGACGAACGGUUUUACUGCCCUUGCGAAAGAAGACGUGAAACAUAGUUUUCAUCUCACAAAAUCACAACGACCACGAUUGAACCCAGACCUACUGAUAAAAAUUUGGUCAAGAUAAUAUUUUUUACACAAAAUAUUUUUUUGCAUAAGUUCAAUUGGUAUAAAAUAUAGAAAAAUAUUCAGCUAAGCUUCCAUUCGAGAGUCUUUUAACUACUGCCAUCAAAUUUUGUACAGUCACCUCGUCCACUUUGUUCGCCACAUCCAGUUUUGAACGUCUUCGGGUUCCCCUUGACGAUGGACCAAUAUUCCUCGUUUGGGUCGAGCUCUAGUGUUUUGGGAGGGUUCGUGUCCUUCGGUGCCACCUAAACAUGGUUGGCGUCAUACCCUUACAUACAAUUUUUUCGGAAUGGCUGGAUUCAAAAUCCAGCCAAAAUAACAGGGACCAAACGUGUUGCUUCAUGAAAAGUAGCAGACGUUUUUUCAUGCGCUCUUUCACGUAAAUUUUCUGGUUGGAGUUCUCGCUUUUCAAACCACAGGUACAGACAGCCUGCCAAAGCAGAUAGUUCUGUGCGAACCUCGACAACUUCAUACGCGUCAAAAUAUCGGCCACUUCCGGGAACCCUUCCGGUUGCCAUUACGCUGGUGGCAGACGGCGCGCUAGUUGUUCAGAUUCAGGCGAUACGCGAGCAAAAUUUUACUGUGUUGCAUAUUCGGCAAACAGCCAAAUGAGACUUUGUAGAUUUUUGAAUGUCGUGCAAAGAAAUCAAAUUUUGAUGUUGAGACCUACGAAAUUUUUAGUGGCUUUGCAAGGAGCCGAUUUAUCAAUAAUUCAUAUUUAUGCAGAAUUCGUUAAAAAACAAAAAGAACAUUCAAUGCAGGAAGCAUUUAUGAAGAGAAAAAAGUAAGGAAUAAGCCAGAAAAAAUUACUAAAUAGAUAAAAAUGAGACAAAAAUGGGAAUGCUGAAAAAUGACACCUAAAAUAAUAGAAAAAUUCUAAAAUUCGUAAACAUAUGCAAAUAGUAAAAAACCUAACAAUAUCAAAAACAAAAAACCUGUUUUAAUCCACCUAGCGGUGCAAUUUGCCUUUCCCAUUUCUCCAAACUAUGAUUUAAUAGCUGGUUCGUACAAUAUAACAUUAUGGAAAUGUCUUUCAUUCUUAUUACACUUGGUAAGUAUAUAUAAGAGCACCUUUUUGCAUUCAUCGCGGUGUCGGUUUGAAUCGGAGUUUUCUAUGUGAUCGCACUCCACAACCCGUAACUCCGGAGCCGGAAGUCGGAUGGAGAUGGAAUUUAAUAUUGGUUUCCGGGGACGCAACACCUUUCAUUUGAGACUAAGUUGAUUAAAUCGGUCUAGCCAUUUUCGAGAAACCAAUAUAACCGUUAUUCUGAAUUUGGAUGCUUCCGGAUCCGUCGAUGGUGGCCAGUGUGGCCAAAGAGACUUUGAAUGACUGUUAGUGACCUAGAUCUACAAAUUCAACAAAUGUGUUUACAUUUUGGAAAAAAAAAUCACCUUUUUACAUUCAUCGCAGAAUUCGUAGAAUCGGGAUUUGCUGCAUGAUCGUACGUAUCACCCUGUAAUUCAGGAACCAGAGCUCGGAUCCACAUAAACUUCAACAGCAGCUGAUGGACCUUUCAUUUAAAAUCAAGUUUGUCAAAAUCAGGUCAGAAAAUUCCGAGAAACCGAUGUGGACAAAUCAACAAAUUUUGUUUUGUAACCAUACGUUUAAACUCGUAAUCCGGAACAAGAUGUCGGUUGAAAAUGAAAUUCAAUAGCAACCUAUGGGAAUAUUAUACUUUUCAUUUGAAUCUUAGUUUGUAAAAAUCGGUUCAGCCAUCUCCGAGAAACCGAUGUGGACAUUUUGUUAACAAAUCCGCACAUACACACAUACAUACAUACAUACAAACAUACACACAGAUAUUUUGCGAUCUCGGCGAACUGAGUCGAAUGUUAUAUGAGACUCGGCCCUCCGGGCCUCGGUUAAAAAGUCGAUUUUUACAGUGAUUGCAUAGCCUUUCUUUAUAUGAGAAACGAAAAAAAAAAUGUAAAAAACGAAGAAAAAACAGAAAAUAGACAAAAUUAAUAGAUUGGAAGAGGUAAAUUUUGAAAGCCUGUAAACAAUUUGAAAAAAUAAUAAGAUAAAAUUUAUUGAAUAAUUAAAACAAUUAAAUUAAACGGAGGAAAUAAAGUGGGAAAUAAGACAAAAAUUGCAGAUAUAAAAAAUAUUGCUAUGGUAAAAUAGUGAAAAAUGAGUAUACGGCAAAAUGAAAAAUAAUAUAUCAUAAGCAUGAAAUAUAGCAAAAAGGGCAAAAGGAAGAAAAAUCAAUGCAACGAAAAAUAUAAAAACAAAGCUACAAAAAUGUAAACAAGUAUUGAAAUGAACAAAAUCGAUCCAGACGUAGAAAUAACAUUAAUACAAAAUGUUUAAAACAUAAAAAUUGGUAACAAAAGAAAAAAAUGGAAGGAAAGAGAACUGGGAAACAGAAAAACACGAAAAACGUUUGAAAUAUAAAAAUUGGUAACAAAAUAAAAAAUGGAAAAAAAAUGAAAACAGGAAACAGAAAUAAAUGGGAAAAAUUGGAUGGAAUAGAUUGAAUAAAAAAUAGAAAACAGUGUUCCCAAAUUUUAUGUAGAAAUAGCCCAAAAUACACAAAAGUGUAAUCAAAGGAAAUAUUUAAAAUCAAAAUGGAUAAAAUGUGGGUAAAAAUCAAAAUGCUAGAAGAAAUGGAAAAAAAUAAAAAUAUUACAAUAGAGAAUGAUAAGAGAAAAUUUUAAAAAUAAAUGGGUUAAAUAAUAAAAUAAAAGUAGAAAACAUUUAGAAUUAAAGGCAAAAGGACCAAAAUAAAACACUGGCAAAAAUGUUCAAAUGAGAAAAUGAAUAAAAUAAAAAACAUGAAAUCCAAAAUUGUUUUAAUGGGUAAAAAAAGAAAAUUAUAAAGGAAAUGGAACAUAACAAUAAAGAAAAAUGGAAGAAUAUUGAAAAAAUCCAUGCAAAACAAAAGUAUAAAAUUAAAAACUGAUAAAUGGAGAAUAUAAAAUUCACAACUCAACAAAAACUAAAACGAAAGCCACAAAAAAUAUUUUAAAAGAGAAACCUGAAAGUGAAAAAUAUGGAAAAAGGGCGGAUAGAGAAAGUAUUACAGUAGAUUUAUUGAAAAAUGAAAAAAACGAGAAAAUAAUAUAAAAUAAAAUUUUAAUGAAAUAAAUCAAAAUCAAAAUAUUAUGAACAAACGGACACAAAACAAACCAAUAAAAUGAUAGAUAAAACGAAAAAAAACACGAAAAGAUUAAACCAAUUGACAAAAAGGUGCAAAGGAACCCGGAGCUAUUCGAACCUACCUUAGCAAAUCGCCUUUUUAGGUAGCCAAAUGUGAAAUAAUUUAUCGAUUAAUGGUCCUAAUUGUAAGUUUAAACCUCAACUACAAUUUGGAACCACAAAAAUUAAUCUGCUUUUGAUUCAAGUGAUAUUCUAAUUGAGAUAAACAUAUAUUUGUUUCCAACAUGCUGCCAUUUCAGAAUUUAGACAAGCUAUCCUAAUUAAAUCACACCAACUCUAAUUGCAUUUUCAAACAAUUAAUGUUAUUGAAAUAAAUUUGUCAAAAUCUUUCCUUCUGUUUAAACCUCGGGCCCCUCUAUAACUCCGGGCCCGGGGAGAAACAACCCGCUCCCCUCCCCUCUCGACCCUAUUUAGGAAUAAUUUCUUCUGUCCAGGAAACCGAAUUCCGAAAUUUUCUGAAUCGAUCAAUAAAUCAAUAAAUAAAUAAGUGGUUCAAAUAUAAAAUCAGCAUACGUAGAGUAAGUUUGUGAAGAGCAACUUUUGGGAGCCUCUCAGAAAGUGAUCAAUUGGUGUCACGCUCAUGUGAAUUCUGGAUAAAACUUCAACUCGAAUAUUUACAUAGAGGGCCACCUUGGGGAGUCUUCGGCAAAUUGAUACAGUUUUACAAUCCAAAAAAUGUUCUGGAACAUUUAUAUAAUAGAAAAAAUCUAGAAGAAAACUUAUGAUGAAGAAACUGUCUUUAAGGGGCCUUUCACAAAUAAUGUCCCAUAUCUCAGAAAGAUUAAAAGAUAGAGAGCCUUCAGGCAAAAUAUUUGUAACAAGUUUCUCUACUACUUUGCUGAAGUAAGUAUUUGUCUAUCUGAAUUUUUGAAGAAAAUAAAUUUCGUAACUCACUAUUAGGGAGAUUAAUAAUUGAUUCAAUAAGAGGGAAAGAAGGGAAGUUCUAUUCCAAGAAACUAUCUCGAAGACAUCACAUUGCUAAAGCCAAUAGUUUUGACGCAAUCUAAAAAAAACCCUGUUUUGCUCUUUGGAUCCACUGGGCCUUACGAGUCUUAAAAAAUCCAACGAUCUUACACUUCUAUGGGGCACUUUUCCUACAAAGAAGGGUCUGGAAAUAUUUCGCCAUUUUGAAAGGGUAUUGAUUAGAGUGGCUCGAAUAUGACAGUUUUCAGCACAGAACUUGUUGAGUUCCUUUUGUGGUCCCAAAUGCCUGUGCAAAGUUUGAGAGCGGUCGGUUGCUUCCCGGGUUUGCGCAUUGCGUUCAAAGUUUGUAUGGGAUUUUAUAUGGGAAAAUCAAUUAUUUUGCAUUUACGUUAAUAAAGAUCGCUAUUUCAUUCAAUAUGAAAAAUCAGCUUUAUAAGCGUUGGUUAACAACAUUGUCGAAGACGGUAACUAGCUACGAGUUUUCAAAAAAUAGUUGUAACGAUUUUAGAACUUAUGGUUCAAUCCAAAUGUAGAAAUUCAUUAUUUCUUCCAACACUGUCAGUAUACCGCCGACACUGAUACUUUAAAUUUAAAUAAAUGAGAAUAUAGACUUGAUACCUUUGAAAUGUUCAGAUUUAAUUGCUGAAUAACAUAGACGUAGUCAGAAAAUAAAAAGAAGAGGAGGUGUGGCUUGUGUACUCCCCAGUCCUCUUUUUAGAUAGUUUAUUAUAACAUAAGGAGCACAUUCUCAACGUAGGUUUAUACCGUUUAAUUAAAUAUUAAUCUUACGUGUUUUAGGGCUACUAUUUAAGGGCUCUGCUGUUAUCUCAUUUAAAAUGGUACAACGGCUUAUAAGUUUUACAUUUUUUAAAACCCUAUUUCUUAGCUGUUCAGAGUCAGAAUUUAAAAAAAAACCUGUUUUAAUCCACCUAGCGGUGCAAUUGUGCCUUUCUCAUUUCUCUAAACUAUGGCACGGAGGCUUUUUAUGUUCAACAUAAUUGUGGAAAUGUCCAUUACAUUCUUAGUACACUUUGCACUUAUACACAAUGGCAUGCCAGCCACGAACUUGAUGAGCUACGUGUCGACGGUGAAACACUUGAAACAAAAAAAUAUCA
Molecule: messenger RNA, 9325 nt
Organism: Topomyia yanbarensis
Lineage: Eukaryota; Metazoa; Arthropoda; Insecta; Diptera; Culicidae
Product: sodium-dependent nutrient amino acid transporter 1-like
Exons: 7
Coding region: 1202-3109 (635 amino acids)
Biological process (GO): sodium ion transmembrane transport
Cellular component (GO): membrane
Molecular function (GO): L-amino acid transmembrane transporter activity
Source: RefSeq, a predicted model, not a curated record